CUCAGCCUAAGCGUCACAGUUACUACUUAGAGGUCAUAGCAGCAUACCUCGCAGUGAUGAAGUUUCGAACUAUCUGUUGGGGAUCCAAUUUAAUCUUGCCACUGACUUGGUCGCGUUUAGACAGGCAACAGCUAAAGCAGGCAUGCCGUAAGAAGUUUCUCAGUCGUACAUCGUCUAUGUGUAUAUUCGUUACGACAGAGUUAUCAGCUCAAAUAAGGAGGGUCCAACAAGAUGACGACUUCAUCAAAGCCGUUAUAGAGAUGUUCAAGCAACGCCCAUACCAAGACUGUAAGCUCAAGGGUGGUCUUCUGUAUAAAGUCGUCGAUGGCAAUGAGUUGCUUGCUGCUCUGAAACUAAUAGAACGAGAAGUGAUUCAAAGGUCGCACGAAGAUGUACUAAGUUGGGCAAAAAAGGUGGCUAUCUUCACCGCAUAGACAAGGGUGACACGCCAAUACACACGCUGCACAUCGCUCAUUUGGGACUAAUGAACGCAACAGCUAAGCCAUACAAAUACAUUUUUGCUAUGGUAGAUGCGUUUUCGA
Messenger RNA from Drosophila virilis, 542 nucleotides. The record is from RefSeq and is a predicted model, not a curated record. Lineage: Eukaryota; Metazoa; Arthropoda; Insecta; Diptera; Drosophilidae.